Molecule: messenger RNA, 3502 nt
Organism: Histoplasma capsulatum G186AR
Lineage: Eukaryota; Fungi; Ascomycota; Eurotiomycetes; Onygenales; Ajellomycetaceae
Exons: 1
Coding region: 1-3231 (1076 amino acids)
Biological process (GO): positive regulation of transcription by RNA polymerase II; SREBP signaling pathway
Molecular function (GO): protein dimerization activity
Source: RefSeq, a predicted model, not a curated record
AUGGCUUUCCCAGCGAUCCAGCGCGACUCGAAAUCUCCAUUAUUGUCUCCCCGAAUGGCUAUAAAGAGCCCAUCGACCGAUACCGCCUCCUACAAUACACCUCCAGAAAACUCAACUGCUGAUUGGUCCCAAUGGAUGCGAUGGGACGAGCUCGAAUCUGAUGAUAUAUCAGCUCAUGCGGAUCUUUUCAAUAUGCCUUCGAACAUCGAUGAAGAAUUAUCUAAUAUACAUAAGACUAUGGUACCAAAGACGUUCGAUCUUUUACCAGUCAACACCCCGUUCACAUUUACGGCUGGCUCUUCAAACUGUGACACCAUUUCACCGCAGGAACCACCACUUCUAUCGGAUAUCUCUCCUGCCCCUUCUGACUCUCUUGAUUCGACGUUUGGUCCUGAGUUAGCCAACGGGCAUCGGAAUAACUCUGUGCCAGAAAUACCUUCCCCCGCAGACCACGCACAUAGGAACACAUCAGAAAGGAAGAGGACCUCUUCCUCCACUUCAUUAAUUCCUCUUUUACCAACAGACAGGAAGCGGAAGGCGGAGGUAGCGGAUCCUCGUCGCUUCUCUGCGGAAGAUGAUAUGCUAUCCGGUUCAAAAGCUUUACAUUCGAAGAAACGAUCCCACAACGUAAUCGAAAAGCGAUACCGUGCCAACCUCAAUGACAAAAUUGCCGAAUUACGAGACAGUGUACCGUCUCUUCGAGCUCUAGCCAAGCAGAAAAAUGGAAUAUCCGGUCAGGGAAUGGGCGAUGAUGAUGAGAUUGUAUCGUCCUCUAACAAACUCAACAAGGCUUCUAUUUUGGCCAAAGCCACCGAAUAUAUUCGUCAUUUGGAACAACGGAACAAACGCUUGGAGGAGGAGAAUGUCGGCCUGAAAAAUCGCCUUCGACAAUUAGAUAAAGUUCAAGAACAAAAUUUAACAAACUUCACGAAUGCUUCCGGCUCCGCGUCAACGGCUGGUGCCUACACCUCUUCCCCUGACUCUAGACAGGGAUCCUCCCCAGACGUCUUCUCACAAGCCGAAGACAUUUUUCCUGAAAGUUCCCCCAACUCGUUUCAUCCGCCCGAAGGGCUUAUCAAAGUCCCUGAGUAUUUCAAACGUAUGCGAGCGACUGGACCCCAGCAACACUAUGCAGAAUCUCUCAAUCAACCAUCAAAUACAAAUACAAAUUAUGCAUCAUCAGGCGGUCGACGAAUGACCCUUCCCAACAAAUUUAUGCUUGGGACGCUUGCUGCUCUAAUGAUAGUCGGUGGCUUCGAAAACCAAUCAAAAUCAGAGUCCUCCAAAAAGGGGUUACUUGGUAUUCCUCUGCAAUUUCCUGGAGACAUCUCCCGCUUCCUUCAAAUGUAUUUCGGCGGCUUGACGGCGACGUCGUGGCAAAUUAGAGCUCUGUCUCAUUUCGCAUUAACUUCAGUGGUUGUGGUGGGAGCCGCUUGUGCUGUCUUUGCUUACCUAUUUAAUUCAGCCCCAAGGCGAGCAAAGCAUCCGACUAAGUCCCCCGCGGGGUCGAGAAGCACUGCCGGUGUCUCACCAAUUGAAUUCCGGCAAGAGGCGUGGCUCACAAGUAUCCAGACUGUCUGGGUACCGAGGCACACAUUCUUCCCUGAAUGGUUUGCAGUAUCGUGGCGUUGCUUGGAGUAUGUCCUAAGCUGUCUUCUUGGAUCAAAGCUGUAUUCCUGGCUCACAGGAAUUACCGAGGACGAUGAAAAAGCAAGGGCUAAAGCAUGGGAUAUAGCCAUUGAUGCUCAACUAACUGGAGGUGACCCGGAAGUCAGCAAGAGCCGGAUGGUUCUAACUAUUUUCGCCUCCGGCACGUUGCCAAGAACUCCAGCACGGGUGAUGUUGAAAGCCCUCCAUUGCCGCAUUUUACUUUGGAGAGUGGGUUCUCCAGGCUCGUGGGCUUUUAGACUCUCAAACCACAUUGGCUCCCUCCUGGCCAGAUAUCAAUGGGAUAUAGCAAGAAAUCUAUUAAAGAAUCUACCCAAGGACCACGAAGAUGCGCUUCCAGAACAUCUUGUCACUCUUCUCGAAGCGGAUUCGGAUGAUGUUAUGACCGAUGCAAUAACGCAACGUGCAUCCAACAUGGCAUGGAACAGAUAUACCCAAGAAGCUACUUAUGGUGAAGACGCUAUGUUAGAUAUUGUCGUUGAAGACACUGCAGUACGCUCGCCUCUCGAUGCUCUUGCGGCGUGGUGGUCUAGUAGAGCUCUUCAGAAUGCAUUGAUCCAUUGUCUUGAUUUUGAUGCCUUCCCACCCGAGCAGAAACUCAGAGAAGUCUUCGAACUCAACCUCAAUCUAGCGUCAAAUGUUGCACCGCUCGCCUCAGCUGCUUAUACACGAGCGGCUGUAAUCAAGGCCGUUUUCUUUGGUGAAGACAGAGUGACAAAUAUUAACACCGUCCUUGCUGCCCUUCCGCGACCCAAAAGCCAGCCAGCCAUCAGCAGUACAAAUUUCCUUGAUUCGUCAGUCCCACCGUCAGCGCGGGCGGAAAUAUCUAUUGCUGUUCGGUGCGCCAUGAUUGCUGCGAUACUGAAAGGGCAGGUGGGUGGAGAUUCAUCCACGCCCCAACUCACGAUUCGCAACGCAAUUGAACUAUUCAAUGUUCUUCCGAUCGAUCCCGUUGAGCUUACACUCCUGGGGUUCGCCUCCCUCUACCACCUUUUACAUGUCGUAGCAGCCGAACAACAUCUGCUUUUGGAGUCUUCCUUAUCUUCCUCCAUGUGCUCAUCCGCCUCAGACACCACCUCCUCAACCCAGCGUUAUGAAGCAGAGUCUAGCACUAACGGCUCUACUCUGCCUAUUCCAAACCUCUCCCGUAUCGCCCAAGGUCUCAUUUAUUGGGUUCGCAAUGCUUAUAACCCGAUUUCCUCCGGAUUUGACAUGGAAUUGGUGGAAAAAGCUGUCAAGGGAUGCAUCGAUGCCUGCCAACGAGCUGGCAUUCAUAUUGAAGUAGAAGAAACCAGAUGGGAAGGCCAUCGUCACAGAGCAACGCACAGCAAAGACAAAACUCAAGAUACAAACAUCGUUACCGAACUCCACCCUGGCAGGACCGAUGUCGACGAAGAAUCGGGAGAGACGGAAAAUAAAACUAAAGAUGACCGCCGUGAAAGCUUAAAGAGCGUAGAUACAGGGUAUGGAAGCCUGAGUCAUGAGGAUGAUGACAGUGACGAGGUGGAGAGAAAGAAUAUUGCGAUUCCCCAACGCGAUGAAAGCUGUUCUCUUGCCAAUUAAUCAAUAUGGCUAAAUAGAUAUUGUCUGUACCCAUUGUUAUGAUUGUUAUGUCUUCCAUUAUUAUUUUUAUGUUUAUUUUUUUUUCUUCUUUUGGGAGGAAUGACUGAGAGUUUCAUUACACUUGACGACUUAGGAUAGAUGUCAUAUUUGCGUAUUUACGAAGACAGGGAAAACCAGAACAAGAAAAUGAUCAGGUAAAGGUGAAAGGGACCCUCCACUUACCGGUAUAUGUUUAUCUCAUAGAGAGUUAUUUUAUCACUUUAAAACAGAG